AUGGGACCUGGUGGCAGGCAGGGCGGGCGGGCUCCAGAGGGUCAGCCAAGCUGGGGGCCUGGUGGCAGGCAUGGCGGAGGGCGGGCCAGGAGGGUCUGGCUAAGGCAGGCCUGGUGCAGAGGUAGGUCGGGCGGGCCAGAGGGUCAGCCCAAGUCAGGGCCUGGUGCAGGCAGGCGGCGGAGGGCCAGAGUGUCUGACCAAGCAGGCGAGGGCGGGCCAGAAGGUGGGUCUGCCAAGCAGGCCUGGUGCAGGCAGGGCGGGCGGGACCAAGGAGGGGUCCUUCAGCCAAGCAGGCCUUGGUGCAGGCGAGGCUGGGCGGGCCAGAGGGUCUGCCAAAAGCAGGCCCCAGGUGCUAGGCAGGUCGGGCGGGCCAGAAGGUCUGCCAAGCAGGCCUGGUGCAGGCAGGCGGGGGUGGGCCAAGAAAGGUCUGCCAAGCAAGGCCCGGUGCAGGCAGGCGGGCGGGGCCCAGAAGGUCUUGCCAAGCAGGGCCUGGUGCAGGCGACGGCGGGCGGGCACCAGAGGGUCUGCCAAUGA
Macrobrachium nipponense is the source of this 534-nucleotide messenger RNA. RefSeq names its product heterogeneous nuclear ribonucleoprotein A1-like. Lineage: Eukaryota; Metazoa; Arthropoda; Malacostraca; Decapoda; Palaemonidae. The record is from RefSeq and is a predicted model, not a curated record. The transcript has a single exon. Bases 1 to 534 code for a protein of 177 amino acids.